AUCAUAUGGGCUGAGGGAGGGGAGGGGAUCCUUGUUCCCUCCAACCUGAGAAGCCCUUUUUUCUUCCUCCUCUCCUCUCCCAUCUUCUCACAUUCCCCUUGUGCCUUCUUUGCCUCCCUUCCAGUUCAGCCCCUGGUGGAGAUCACCCCCUCGGAGAACUCUCCCAACACUUUGCUGAUUUGCACCGUGGACAGAUUCUUCCCCUCGAAGAUCAAAAUCACCUGGUUCCGAAAUGGGAAGGAGGAAGACGAGAGCCAAGUGUUCACCACGGACCUGAUCCGGAAUGGGGACUGGACCUACCAGAUCGCGCUGAUGCUGGAGGCCCAGCCGGAGCGGGGAGACGUCUACGCCUGCCAGGUGGAGCACGCCAGCUUCCCGGAGCCCAUCUCUGUUCAGUGGGAACCACAGUCGGACUCAGCCAAGAACAAGAUGUGGACAGGAGUGGCAGGAUUUGUGCUGGGGCUGGUCUUUCUGGCUCCUGGCCUUGUCCUGUACCUGAAGAAUAAGAAAG
Molecule: messenger RNA, 511 nt
Organism: Pogona vitticeps (central bearded dragon)
Lineage: Eukaryota; Metazoa; Chordata; Lepidosauria; Squamata; Agamidae
Source: RefSeq, a predicted model, not a curated record